AGUUGGGAGUAGGUGAGGGAGGAGGCAGAGGAGGAGAAGGAGGAGGGGAUGGAGACAGGAGCCUAAAACGGACUCCAGCGUGGUCCUGUUGUCAGAUCUAUGUUUUCUUCUUGUCAAUCUGCUCGGAUUGGGGAGACGUGUCUGGGUUCUCAAGCAGCCAGUGCGCAGGCGCAGGCCAGUCGGCGCCCCAGAGAAAUGCUCUUGAACGUAGGAAGGAAGGGGAUCACCCUGUCUCCCUGCUUCCCUCUCCCUAGCUCCUUUCCUCUGUCCUCUUCCUCCUCCUCCUCUUCCUCUCCCCGCUUCUUCCUGGUCCUCGCUCCUCCCGCUGUCCGUUUCUCAGUCCUCGCCCUCUUUGCCUUCCUAACGCUCAGACUUUAGCCUUGCCACCGUUAGCGCGCAGCCCGCUGCCCGGAAUGCUCCCGGACGCGCUCCCCUUCCUCCGCAAGGAUAGGAGAGCAGAGGAGAGGAGAGGAUAGGGGGCAGGCUAGGCUAGCUCCGCCUGAGCUACCCCAUCUCUUGCCUCUGCAUGACUUUUUUUCCGUCUGGCUUUGCUCGAUUCCGGCUCUUUGGAUGGUGUUGGGGAUCACCGGGAGCUUAUUAUCCUUUGAGUCCCGGGGAGAUAAGGGGUGACUCGGUAGCCCUGGUGCUUGACUCUUGGAGAGGCAGAGGCAGAGGCGGCGGCUGUGGCAGCGGCUCCUAGCUCGGAGGCGCCCUCGGAGCCCCUCUAUGAGCUGGAGAGGAGCGAGGGAGGAGGGGCCCUCGGAGCAUCUCUUCCCUGGGGUUUAUGCAUGGCACUGACAUGGAGGAAACACCGUUUCGGAAAGUCAAAACGAAGAGGAGGAAGUGUCCGCCCUGCGGCUGCGCCCCCCCGGGGGGCUCCCCGGUGCUUCUGGAGGCCAUCGCGUGCGAGGACGAGUUCGAUUGCAAGGAGCUCGAGUCCCUUUUCCGGAAUUACAACCUGAAACUGGAGCAGACCUCCACGCUCAAGGCGCUAGCCGUGCUCAUCGUCCUGACGGGCACCCUGGCCCUGGGGGAGCUCAUGUCCGGCCCCAGCCUGACCAUCUCCAAGGGUUCACACCCUGUGCAUUGCAUCAUUUUCCUCUCCCUCUUCAUCGUUACCAAUGUCAAGUACCUACAGGUCACCCAGCUCCAGCAAAUUGUCAAACUCACACUGCUGUUCAGUUUCACCUUCGCCUUCCUCUGCUGCCCUUUUUCGCUGGGGGCCUACGGCAUCGAACCUCCCACCUCCCCAGAGGAGGGAAUGUGGCAACUCAUGCUGGUCACCUUCGUUUCCUAUUCUCUGCUGCCUGUGCGGAGCCUGCUGGCCAUCAUCUUUGGGAUAGUAGUGUCCGUCUCCCACCUCAUCGUCACUGCCACUUCAGUGACUGCCAAAAGACACCGACUCUGGAGGACGCUUGGGGCAAAUACUCUGCUUUUUGUCAGUGUAAAUUUGUAUGGGGUCUUUGUGAGGAUUUUGACAGAAAGGGCUCAGAGGAAGGCUUUCCUACAGGCCAGAAACUGCAUAGAGGACAGGCUGAGGCUGGAAGAUGAAAAUGAAAAACAGGAACGACUCCUGAUGAGUCUUUUGCCUAGAAAUGUUGCCAUGGAAAUGAAGGAAGAUUUUCUGAAGCCACCUGAGAGAAUUUUCCACAAGAUUUACAUUCAAAGGCAUGACAAUGUCAGCAUUUUGUUUGCAGAUAUUGUGGGCUUCACAAGUUUGGCAUCCCAGUGCACGGCUCAAGAGCUAGUGAAGCUUCUGAAUGAACUCUUUGGGAAGUUUGAUGAAUUGGCCACUGAAAACCACUGCAGACGAAUUAAAAUCCUGGGGGACUGCUACUAUUGCGUGUCAGGACUGACCCAGCCCAAAACCGACCAUGCCCAUUGCUGUGUCGAAAUGGGGCUGGACAUGAUUGACACCAUCACGUCUGUUGCAGAAGCCACUGAAGUUGACCUCAACAUGAGAGUGGGCUUGCAUACAGGCCGUGUCCUGUGUGGGGUGCUAGGACUUCGCAAGUGGCAAUAUGAUGUCUGGUCAAAUGAUGUGACUCUAGCAAAUGUAAUGGAGACCGGAGGAUUACCUGGGAAGGUUCAUAUCACAAAGACGACCUUAGAGUGCCUCAAUGGGGACUACGAGGUAGAACCAGGCUUUGGACAUGAGAGGAACAGUUUCUUGAAAAAACAUAAUAUCGAAACCUUUUUUAUUGUACCAUCCCAUCGGAGAAAGAUAUUUCCUGGACUUAUUCUCUCAGACAUAAAGCCAGCCAAAAGAAUGAAGUUCAAAACAGUCUGCUACUUGUUGGUCCAGCUAAUGCACUGUCGGAAGAUGUUUAAAGCAGAAAUCCCAUUCUCCAAUGUCAUGACCUGUGAGGAUGAUGACAAGAGGAGAGCAUUAAGGACAGCCUCGGAAAAACUCAGGAAUCGAUCCUCUUUUUCUACAAACAUCGUAUACACCACUCCAGGAACUCGAGUAAAUAGAUAUAUCAGCCGUUUGAUAGAAGCCCGACAAACGGAGUCUGAGAUGGCAGACUUGAAUUUCUUUACCCUAAAAUACAAACAGAAAGAACGGGAAGAAAAAUAUCACCAGCUUCAAGAUGAGUAUUUCACCAGUGCUGUGGUCCUUUCACUGGUUCUAGCUGCCUUAUUUGGCCUUGUCUACCUUCUAAUAAUCCCACAGAGUAUCAUCGUCCUGGUUCUCCUGGUGUUCUGCAUAUGCUUCCUUGUGGCUUGUAUUAUGUAUCUACACGUCACACGAGUUCAGUGUUUUCCAGGGUGCCUGACAAUUCAAAUUCGUACUGUUUUAUGUGUUUUCAUCGUAAUUUUACUUUACUCUGUGGCUCAAGGAUGUGUGGUGGGCUGCAUGCCUUGGUCAUGGAACACUAAUUCCAGCAGCUCCUUAGUGAUCAUUUCUUCUGGAGGAAUGAAUAAGACAAGGAAUGUCCUGCCCUGUGACACAGCCCAUCAUGCAUUCCUUUCCUGCAUUGUGGGGACUUUGACGCUGGCAAUAUUUCUCCGUGUCUCUUCAUUGCCAAAAAUGAUACUUCUCUUUUUAGUUACAGUCUUAUAUAUACUGGUUUUGGAGCUCAGUGGGUACAGAAAAGCAGUGGGGGGUGGCACCUUUUACCUCCGUGGAUAUGAACCUAUAUUAGCUAUUUUGCUGUUUUCUUGUGCUUUGGCCCUUCAUGCCAGGCAGGUGGACUUGAAGUUACGUCUGGACUACCUCUGGGCUGUGCAGGCAGAAGAAGAGAGAGAUGACAUGGAGAGAGUGAAGCUGGACAAUAAGCGGAUUCUCUUCAACCUUUUGCCGGCCCAUGUUGCGCAACACUUUCUUAUGUCCAAUCCCAGGAACAUGGACCUUUAUUACCAAUCCUAUUCACAAGUGGGUGUGAUGUUUGCUUCCAUUCCAAAUUUCAAUGAUUUCUACAUUGAACUGGAUGGCAAUAACAUGGGAGUGGAGUGUUUGCGCCUCUUAAAUGAAAUUAUUGCCGAUUUUGAUGAGCUCAUGGACAAAGAAUUUUAUAAGGACCUAGAAAAGAUCAAGACAAUUGGAAGUACAUAUAUGGCAGCGGUGGGACUGGUGCCGACCACAGGAACCAAGGCCAAGAAGUCAAUUUAUUCACAUCUGAGCACACUAGCUGAUUUUGCAAUAGAGAUGUUUGAUGUCCUUGAUGAAAUCAACUAUCAAUCUUACAACGACUUUGUCCUUCGUGUUGGCAUUAAUGUAGGUCCAGUAGUGGCCGGUGUUAUUGGUGCCAGGAGACCUCAAUAUGAUAUCUGGGGAAACACUGUAAAUGUUGCCAGCCGAAUGGAUAGUACUGGAGUGCAGGGGAAAAUUCAGGUCACAGAAGAAGUCCACCGAUUGUUAAAGCGUUGUAGCUAUGAAUUUACUUGUCGAGGGAAAGUCAGUGUCAAGGGAAAAGGUGAAAUGUUGACCUAUUUUCUGGAAGGAAAAGCAAAUGGAAGUAAUUCCCAAACCAGGUCCUUAAACUUAGAGCGGAAAAUGUAUCCAUAUGGGAAAUCAAACAUUCAGACAAAACUGGGCACCAGCUGCCCUUCUGUCUCAUCUGUGGCUAGCUUUACAGUCAAAGCUGGGAUUGGAGCCCUGCAGACAGCAGGCACCCAUACCAAUCCAACGCUCCAUUACCUUCCUUCUGUGCCAGCUGUGAAAGAAGCCUAGACGAGUACCAUUGCAAGUGAACUCAUAAAGUAUGAAUACUUUCCAAGGGGAUUUAAGGUCAUAGGUUGUGGCAUCAACCAUGGAUCCAAUCUAACACAACCAAAGAAAGCUAGGAAGCUCCGUAGAAGAAAACUUGGAAUGGAAGCGAUAAGGGCUAACCAUUGUGUUAGGACAAGAAUAAUGCAGAUUUUCUGAAAAUAAGGAAAAUUCUCUUGGACUUUUAAAAAGGUAAAUGGUUUACUUAAGAGAUGUGUAUAAAUGAUAAUGUAUGUGUGUAUAUAUCCUAACUCUAUAUAAACACAUAUACACUCACACUCCUAUAUAUAGGCAGAAACAUUUAUAUAGAUACAUGCAUUUAUUUAAACCUUAUUCGCAAAGGCAUAAGGGAGCUAUGUCUCAUCUUCAUAUCCAUUAUUGUUUGGUCUGAGUUGGGUCUAAAAUUUUGAUGAAGGAUAUAGGAUAUUAGGAACAUAUUCUGGGGUUAUAGCAAGAACAAUGAAAGUUUUGCUCAGAGUUUGAAUUAAUAAACAAGCCUAAAAAAAUCAGCAGCUUUAUCCAAGAUUGAACUAAGCCAAUUCCCAAACAGCUGCAUCUGCUCACUCUAACUUGCCUAUUCCAACCCUGGAAAACUUCCAAUCUGCAUCACAUUUAGUACAAUAAGUCAAAAUUAGGUUUAAAAAAGUCUGGACUCAGGACCUCAAUGGAAUACUGACAAAUACUUGAACCAUCUCUAAGCAUCUUUGCCCAGAUGUUGCCCCAUGAUCAAUCACAGGGUGCAGAUCAAGCCAGAGGUUCCAUGCUUCAGGUGCAGCAAUAGGCUAAUUAUAUUUAGGAUCCCCUUUUUCUUUCUGAAGGAAUAUUUGUUGCUGUUGGAUUUCUUCCAAAGGAAGCUCUUUGCUAAGGAUUAGAGAUUGAGGGGCUUCAUACCAAUUCAUCACCUUCUAUAAAUGUCAGUAGUAGUACUUACAUGCCUUGCCAAUGAUUUUUUUUUACUUUGAUGACUUUUUGCUUCUUGUAAAGCCCUCCAAACUCACUUUUUAAAUGUCCAGUGUUAUUGUUCAAAGUAAAUAAGGAGACAAAUCUCAUUUCUCAUCUUUUUCAUGUAUGAUUUUUAAGUUCCUAUGAGUUGAACAAUAUGUUACUUUGUUUUGUUUUGGAGAAAAACAAACACACAGCAUUUGGGAAGUUUAUGUUAUCAGACAUCUUGUUUGUCUAGAAUUCCUAAUCUUUCUGAACAGACAAUUUUAGAUUAAGGAAAUUAUUUUAAGACCAGAAAACGGUGUUCUAUCCCGAAGUUCCAGAAACCUAUGUUAAAGCAAAAUAGUGAUAAUAGUUGAUUUCUAUAGACUUGACAUAUGCAUCUUUGUAGAGUUAUCGAAUUCAUUAAAAGUCAGAGAUUAUUCAGGACAUAAACUAGCUCAGAAGGGCAAAACUGUAAUAGAAUAAACAAGCAGAACAAACUGAAGCCUGUAUGAUUCUCAGCCCAAGGAGGUUAUCUAAAUUAGGGAGUAUUUGGAAAACAUGAAAGGUCCAGAGAGUUAAUCAGGGUUUAGAGUUACGGAUGUCAGAGAGUCUAUAGGAGAAGCACUAGCAAAUAGGGUUAUGGCAGCCUUGGUCCCAAGAGAUGUUACUUCUAGGCUGAAAGAGGUCAGAGGACUACAGCUGAAUCUUACCACUUAUUAAGUUUAAUAUUCUGGCAAUACUCAUAGAAACUUCUCUUCCAGAAAAGAGUGUGUGUGUGUGUGUAUGUGUAUGUGUAUAUAUAUACAUACACAUACAUAUAUAUGCACAUAUGUAUAUACACAUACAUACACACAUAUAUACAUAUAUAUGUAUGUAAAUCUGUUUUGGAGUUUGAUGUUUUUAUGUUUGGUACAAUGGAAAGUCUAGAUAUUUGUAUAAAUAUUAUUAAUAUUUUGUGGGUUCUCAAGAUAAGUCUUUUGGAUGACAACUCUAGCAGUUUGUUGGUAGUAAGAUACUCUAUUGUAUUCAUUUGGAUCUAAAGAUAUCUCUAAUUCUUCUGCUUACCCCAUGUCAGGAGAAAAAGAUGGGAAGGAAUGAUCUUCCUAGUGACUAGGUUGUUAUGGUUGAGAAUGAGGAGGGAAAUUAACUUUGAAUGAUUUUUUGGGGAGGGGAGGAAUUCAGGAAUGCAAACUUGAAGGCAACAGGGAAAUUAUGAGAAAGUAUAUGUAGUAUACCAGUAUGUGAUAAAAUUGUAUGGAGGUAAAAUCUAUCAGGGAAACAUGGAAUCAAAAGGUCACACAACCAGUAAAUGGCAGAGUUAAGAUUUGAAUCUCAAUUCUCCUACAAACUCUUCUGCAAUACUUUAGUUUGAUAAAAAUGCUAAUCCAUUUGGAGAGGUAGGAAGUGAUGUCAAGUCCUUAAGAAAGAUCCUAUUUUUACUAUAGUAAUCUACCUUGGAGCCAUAGUAAUAAAGCCAUACAGCUUGGAAUUACAAUGUCACAAGAACACAUAGCUUCUGGGGUGGAAUUGUAACUUCAAGUGGAGCUAAAACUCCCACCCAGAGUUCUUUCAGGCUCUGAGGAAUACUUGGGUCAUAUAGCAGAACUUGGCAUGUCUAUAUGUAAAGAUGGGCAUCCUAGGUGACAUCUAGAAAAUUGUCAGCUAUCAGAAAGCAUGUGGGUAGUAUAUCAUCUACAAGGUGACUUUCCAUCUGAAGUCCCCACCACUACUCUCACCACCCUGCCUGUCAAAACAUCACCCUUAUCAUUCAUAAGCUACCAGGUAACUAGUACACCAUUGGGAAGUUAAGUUCUUUAAAGAAAUAUGAUCAAGAAUGCAUGGGACAAAAAAAAAAGAAUGCAUGGGACAGGAAGGAAGAGGGAAGGGAACAUUUCUUACCAUGGAUUUUCCUAUUGAUGGCUCAUGAUAAUUUAAACUUAUUGCUGUGUAGCUUACAGUGGUGUCUUUAUUCUGGAAAACAAAUCAAAUUUUAGUUGGGAUACUUGUCUAGAUAGAUAGUUCUGUGGGUUAGUGGCCAGCUAAUAGAUAAUGAAUGUUCAUGAGUAAAACAAAUGAAUUUGGGGGCAUUUCUUGUUAAGAUGCUUUUACUUUAAUACUUCUGUUUGGUUGUUCUGCUUUUGAAAGUUGGGGAGAGGAAAUUUUAAUGUGGAGUCAGGAUGAAAAUAGGAGUAGUGCUUACUAAAUUGUAAAUUCCUUGACAUUUUUUAUUCAUCUUUUUGUUCCCUACAGUGCCUAGCACAGUGCCUUGCUUAUUGGAGGUGCUCAGUGAAUGGCUAUUGAAUGAAUGAAUUCAUUAUAGAGUUGAGCAAAGAAAGUUUAAUUUGUUAGAGUUUAUUUAAAAUAAGGGUCUUCAAUAGAACCACAGUAUGUUUCACAAUUCAGAAAAAAACAACUCAAUAGAAUCCUGGUAGAACUUGACAAUCAGGAAAGCUUGUGUGAAUAAAUAUUGCAAUGAUUUCUUGAGGGAAGAAGUAUCAUUUAUCCAACUGGGUUGCAUUUUCCUCCACAAGUGUGUGAGGUAGAAGAGUUCAUCUGGACCACAAAAGAUCUUUGAGGGUGAAUAGACCCAGUCAAGGGAAGUUCAUACACAGGCUUAAAUAUAAGUACCACCAAAAAUUGUUCAAGUAGGAAAUUGCAUGGGUAGAUGAAGAAAAGAAGUAUUAAUGGAGUCAGAUUAUUUAGGAUCCCAUCAAAACAAACAAAAAUGACCAAUUUCAAAGCCAAGAAGUUUGAUCUAAAGUCCAAGGGGAUAAGGUGGCAUGUUUGUACCAAAACAUAGUCUGGUUAAGUGUAUAUAAGGUAUUUCCAGUAAUAUCUAGGGAAUUGGCCCAAGAUACUUCAAUUGAAGGACACUUUAACAUCAGGGCAUGAGUUGUAGUAGGACAAAGCUGUUCAGAAGGAGCCAGAAUUGGAGUCCAGCUAAGAAAGAGUGUUUCAGCAAAGAACAAAAAGAUGCAUUUGGAACUAAAUAUGCUUUAUUUUUUCCUGAGUUGUUGGCAACCUCUGCUUGAGUUAAUUCAGAUGAGUCGAGUCAAUAUUUGAAAUUUCAUCUUAAAUAGUAGAUUUCUCUUUACAUAACAAGAGGCCCUUAUAUUAAGUUUUCCCAUUUUAUUGUUAAUUUUAUUUCAAUAAGUUAACUCUUUUCAUCCACACGUUCUUGUUUUUUUUUUCUUGUUGUUUUACCUUCUUUCCACCUAUAACUCAUGUGAAUUGUAUUUAUGAAGAGGAUAUAGUUAUAAUGAACAAUCAGACAUGGUUCACAAAUGCAUGAAUUCAUAUUAACAUUGGGGAAAUAUAUCAUCUAUUGUAAUACUCUAUUAACAAUGAUGAUAUAUCCCAAUAGCAUAUUUUAGUGGUAGAAAUUUUGUAAUCAGAGGUAGAAAAAAAACUAAGGUAUAGAGACAAAUUAUGAAUUCCUUUCCUUCUGUGCCCCAUUAGGAAAUUCCUACCUUACUCUCUUCUUGGCCUAUUCAGGGCGACUCCCACAUCUCUUAAGAGGGUCCUCAACCCCAUAUUGAGGAGGGCACAGGUGAACCAGGCAUCAAGUUCUCUAGUAAGUCAGGCUUGGAUAGUACAGCCCUUCUGUAAGUGGGGCUUGGACCCUGGGCCACCCACAAGAUUCAGCAAUGUUGCCUUUUUCAUCUCAGCCACCUGACACCAGCAACCUAGCCCUGGGGCUUAAAUUUCUUCCACCUCUUUGUAGCACCUCAUUGUAACAUCCUACCCCUCUUCCUCUUCCCCACCCCACCCACUGUAUAUCAGAUAUAUGACAGCUUUUUGUAAUUCAAACUCUGACUUAAUGGAUUGCUUCUUCUUGCUAUAACACCUAUCAAAGGGAGUAUUCUUUUCUUUAUAGUCAUGACAUUUGAUCAGAGAAGGACAGGAAUAACCCCUCUAAGUUGAUCUGUAUUCUUAAAACCUAGAUAACAUUCCAGCUUGAGGAAGCCCUCCCAUCCUCCCCAAAUAGGUGCCAAUUCUGACAAGAUGUUUUUGUAGGAUGUCUAUUGCAAGCACAAUGUUUCACUCUCAUUUGCAUGAUUUCUCUUCAAAUGAUAGUGAUGAUGAAUAUCUUUAUACCAGAAGAUGAGAACUCUUCAGACUCUUAUUUGUUCUUCAUCAUUUCUGUCCCAAUUCUUCCUUCCUUAUAUUUGGGACUAUUUGCAAACCAUUAAUUUCUCAGAAAUUUUUCCCACCAAGUUUUUAUAAUCUUGAAACUACAAAAUAAUAUUCAAUGAAGUUCUUGAAUAAAUACUUCCAAGAGUUUUAUAUGCUAAUGAUAUAUGAACAGAAUACUUCAAAUAGAUAAACUGUAUAUAUUUUCUCUGAAAAUGUCUCUCAUGAGCAUUGGAAUAGCAACUAUUGUUUGGCUGAAUGCAUCCACAUCCCCUUACAUUUUUUUUGUUUUACAUUUUAGCUCUUCCUUUCCUUUUUUUUUUUGUUUUUGUCUUUUUUAGUGAGGCAAUUGGGGUUAAGUGACUUUCCCAGGGUCACACAGCUAGUAAGUGUUAAGUGUCUGAAGCCGAAUUUGAACUCAGGUCCUCCUGACUCCAGGGCCAGUGCUCUAUCCAAUGCGCCACCUAGCUGCCCCCAUUUUAGCUCUUCCUAAAAUCUCAGAGAGCCUAUUCUAUGAUCAUAUUGAAUGUGUGUGUGUUUUUCAAUAUUCUGCCAAUACAGAGACUAUGGUUGCGUCUUUAAAAACAACUAAUUCAAUCAUUCUGAGAACAUGUAGCCUAUUGAAUCUAGAAAGAAGAGGGAGAGAAGGAGGGAUGGAGGGAAAGGGGGAGAGAAAGAGAGAUGUAGGAGGAAAGAAAGAAAGUAGGAAAGAAGGAAGAAAGGACUCAUUCAUUUAAAGAAUUAUUUGAUGGUUUGAUUGAAUUUGUUGGUCAAAGAGGCAAUGUGGCAUAAUAGUUAGAAAGAUGACUCCAGAAUCAGUAAGACAUGAGUUCAAAUCCUGCCUCUGGCACCUACUGGCUAUGCAACCCUGGGCAAGUCACUUCUCAGUGCCCCAGGCAGUAGCUCUCUAAGACUGUAAUAUAUAGAGAGGUGCCGAUCUGCACUGGUUGAGAGUUUCCUUGCUGGGAGUUACAUAUGCCAAUAAAAUCAUAGAUCUGUCUCCCUUUUCCCUUGCUUCUCCCCAAAUUGGUCAAUUCAGGUGUAUGGUUGGAUGUAUGCAUGUGUGUGUGUGUGUGUGUGUGAGACAACAAGUGAAGAAAUGAAGAAGUCAUGUAAGAAAUGCCAUUAAGAAUAUGUUGACUCCAUUUUUGCUAAUGUUUGUAGUUCCUUAGGUAUAUCUUGGACAUUUUUUGGAAGCAAAAAGAGCUCUUCCAGUAAACGACUGUUCUAGGGCACUAAAACUGUAGCCUAGUGACCCUUAAGAGUGAAUAUAGCCUUAACAGUUAAUGGGGGCAAUGAUGUCUAAUGGCAUCCUAGAAAAGAGCUCAAGUUAUUGUGGAAUCUGACUCAAUAGGCUACUCAGCCUAGAAUGUUUGCAGACACAAAAGCCUCUUGACAUCACACUAGUAGGUGCCACAGACCACAAGCUCAAAACUGUUGAGCAUAAACAAUAGGAUUUCCAUUCCUGGAAAAGGGGAUGAGUGAUUCGCACGAGUAUGUUCACUUUAACAAACAACUUUCCUUUAUCAUCAGCAAUUCCAAGCUCUGUAUGGGCCCUGUUGGAACAGGAGCACUAUUUAGCCAUAAUGUCCUUUGGAGUUUUGUAUUGCAGUGAUAAGCAACAUUUUUUAAUUUGUGAUAAACUUGUAUGAUAUUGCCUUAUUUAUUUUUAAUCUUGUACAGUGUUAUUGUACAAAUGCCGGCCUUUAAUGUAUUAUUCACUUUAAAGAAUUUAUUAUAAAAAAUGUAAAUAGUUUAUCAAUUAUAAGUAAUUGCAUGUCCAAUUGUACCAAAAACCCACACAUAAUAUUGACAUCGUGAUUUCUCUCUCUCUCUCUCUCUCUCUCUCUCUCUCUCUCUCUCUCUCUCUCUCUCUCUCUCACACACACACACACACACACACACACACACGGCACACUUUUAAUGGAUGUUGAUGGUUUUUUAUAACAGAGGUUUUACACCUGCAUGAUGAUGACUAGCUCUUUGGAAAUGGCUGUUCUUUGUGCUCCUCUUUGCAACCUCUUGCAUGCCACUCAUGCCUGAUGUAAGUGACAAAGCAAAACAAAAUCCAGGAUGUCUCUAAAGUGCUAGAACAUAUCACUUUUGACACUGAGUGUCCCCAGUCUGUGCACGUGCAUUCAACUGAGCAAAUUUUGAAUGAAAAUGCUAGCCCAGAAAAAAGCUCCCCUGCUGCCAAUAAUUUCAUUGUUACAUCCAUAUCAUUGGUAUUGUAAAAGCCAUCUGUUGAAAAUUCACACCUUCAAUCAGUAGAAGCAAUAAAUUUAACUCUUUACACUGUAACAUAAAAUGAAUGGAAAUGCUGAUCGUGUAAACAUUGCAAACAUUUAUUGGAUGCUGAGGACUCCUUCAUUUGACAUUGGACAAGUAUCAAAGAAAGAAGUAGGGAUGUUACCCAGGUACGCUAUUUCAAGCGAAUAGUAUAAUUAUUGUAUCUGAAACAAAAACACAGCAGAAACAUUUGAUUCAUUGCACAUGUGUUCACACACAUGCAUGCAUACUGACAUACAAACACACACUCAAAUUCAUCAGUUCCUAUGCAGUUCUGAGCAGUUCAUAUUAAACCAAUGGGCAUGGAUUGUGGAAGCCAGAAUUUGGCUCAGAAUUUUCAUUAGUUGUUCCUAUUUAAAUUUCCAUUGAGAAGCUUGUGUUUAUAAGCUUCCAAAAUCUCUCAAAUUAACUUUCCAACUUGCUUCCAAUAGAGACCCACAAGAAAACAUUCUGGCAUUAUUUCUUUUCCCCCAAAGCUACCAUCUCUCUAGUACUUCUCAUGGGCCUCUGAUUUAUGUUGUUUAUGAAAAAAAAAUGAAAAUAGGUUCAGUAUGUACUUUAGGAGGGUAUGAUAUAAGACCAACAAAAGUUCAGAAUGGAGGUUGGAAUUUAUGAGAGUAAAAAUUCUCUAGUAUGCAUAAUUAAGUUAAUAGAGAUUUCUUUCUUGAUCAAAAUAGGUUUGAGUUUAUCAUGUGAAAUAUUGAUUGUGACACUGUAGUUCAUUUUUCUAUGAUUUAAAGUGUGUCUAAUGAAGCAGAUCCUCUGGAGUUCCUCUUGCUUGGCUCAGUCUACACUCUGCCAAAAAGCUCUGAUAAAUUCAGCAAAAAAAAAAAAAUUCCAUUAUCCAAGUUUAAUCUACCUGUCAUGAGACAAUGUGUUAAGGAGAGUGGUUGGGUAAACAAAAUACACUAUUUGUCUUUGGUGCCUCUGAUGUUUUUGUUCAUCAAAUUUUAGAGCUGACAAAGACCUUAAAGACAAUAGUUCCACACCCUCAUUUUACACAUGAAGAAACAGAGUCUCCAAGGGACAAAAUGACUUGUCUAAGGUCAUGUAGCUAGUUGUAAACCCAGCCCUUGGCCCUAAAUUUAAGAUGGAUGAUCAAGGACACUCCUGACUGCUCUCAUCACUGGAAUAUGUAUAUAGUAGUGAUCUAUGAUCUAAAUGGCAUUCUUUCAGAUGCCUUAAAAGAUUUAAUGUAGCUUUCUAAACUCUUAACUUAAUAUAGGUAUGAAGGUAAGGUGGGAGUAGAGAACCAUUUUAGAUUGGGUCUUGUUUAAAAUAAACAUAGUAACUUGUUGAAAGUUAGAAAUUUUUACUUUAGGAAGUAAAAAUAAUUGCAUGAUGAAAUAAAUUAUACUCAAAAUAUGUCUUAGGACUGUACUUAAAAUUUCUUCACUGAACUAAUCAUAAAGAUUGAACUUUCAAAAAACAAAACAAAACAAACAGAAAAACAUGACUAUUGUCCCUUAGAGUAGGGUUCACAGUAUGGUACAAUGAAAAGAAGUGAUAAAUUGUCAUUCAAAGGAUCUGGGUUCGGGGCGGCUAGAUGGUGCAGUGGAUAAAGCACCGGCCCUGGAUUCAGGAGUACCUGAGUUCAAAUCCGGCCUCAGACACUUGACACUUACUAGCUGUGUGACCCUGGGCAAGUCACUUAACCCCCAUUGCCCCUCAAAAACAAAACAAAACAAAGGAUCUGGGUUGAAACCCCAAGUCUGUGGUUGAUCUGACCUAUGUGAUCUUUGCCUAAUAUCCCUUUGCCUCACUAGGCCUAAAUCUUCUCAUCAGUAAAAUAAGGGGACCUGUUCUAGAUGAUCUCUAAGGCACCUUCCAUAUCUAAGUUUUGACUAGAUUGACUUUACAGCCUAUGGUCAAAAACUACAUGGGGAAAUCAGUAUUAUCAGUUGGGCCUCCCUUUUUAAACUCUAUAUCCCUUCCUGGGAAAAAAAUAGUACUUUCCAGUUUGAUCAGCUCCCUAAAUAACCAGAAUCAUCUUUGACUGCCUUUUGGCUGAUUCAUAUCACCCAAAUGUACCAUCAAAGAAUGAGAACUUGUUGCUUUUGAGGUUGUAUUUGGAUUUUUCCAAGACUGAAAUCAAUGAGUUCCAAAAAAUGUUUAUAGCAAGAGUGGCACAGUUACAAUAAUAUUAUCACCUCUCAAGAAGACUACAUUGAAAGAAUAACUCAUUUGUAUUUAUAAGUUCUAGUGAAUGAUUCAAAGAAAUCCAGAGUCAAUGUCCAUUUUAAAAUAAAAUAUGUAUUUCAAAAUUGAUGAAUUCAAUAUAGUAUGCUAAAAUGAAGUUAUAAUAGGGCAGUCAAUUCUGGGCAUGAUUUUUUUCUCUUCCCCUUUUAAGAUACCUGGCUGCCUGCUAUGGUUUUAUAUGUUUAUUUGUUUUGUGGUUCUAGGUGCAGCUGAAUGUUGUGAUGCUGUUUGGCCUUACAGCUUAGUGCAUGACAUCACCAGGUUUUUGGAGGGAUGGAAUUGUUUCUGCCUAUGCUCCAUGAGAGUUUUUAAGACUUUGUAUCUUAGAACUACCUAUCGAGUUGUGCUAUACUUAGGGUAUUAAAAAAAUACCACUCCAGUAAUGAACUAGUAGAUUAUAAGAAGGUUAAGAGACACUGGAAGACAUCUUAGGAAUAUAUGGAGACUCAGAUCAGAUGUUGGAAGUUCUGCAGAAUAAAUAAAAAAUGAAACAUGCAAACUUCCCCAACAUUUUUAGAGGAACCUCAGAGCUAUCAUAGAGUCUAGAAACCAGGUCCCUAUAGCUAUUCAGUAUAUAGCUGAGUGUUCAUAACCAUUUGCAUCACCAUAUUGACACAAGACCGUCCAUCAACUAUUUUAUUCAUUCCCAUUUCACACUGCUAUUUACUCUGCUCUCCUACUUCAAUUUGUAUUUCCAGUAAUGCAUUUGUCAGGUGUCAGGUGUCAAGGGCAUGAGUUUAAAAAGGAAGCAGUGAUGAUGGAAGAGAUGAACAGAAACCAAAGCACAAACAAAGGUUAGAUCUCUAGUCUCCAAAGGGAAGUAAAACUGUCAAGGAUAGAAAGAGGCUGCCCAAUGAGGGAAAGAAAAGAAAGGAGGUAAUGAGAAAUUAUGCAAGAAGCAACCCUAUAUAGUCCAUGCAAAUUACAAGUAAAAGGGCAGCUAGGUGGCACAGUGGAUAAAGCAUGGGCCCUGGAUUCAGGAGUACCUGAGUUCAAAUCCGGCCCCAGACACUUGACACUUACUAGCUGUGUGACUCUGGGUGAGUUACUUAACCAUCAUUGCCCUGCCAAAAAAAAAUACAAGUAAAAGAUGAAAAAUAUCAAAUCAUGAUUAUUAAUUUUGCUUCUCUUUGAACAUAAUUUCUAUGCCUCAUUGAUUCUUAGUAUGUGGCAUUCUGGCAUUCAUUUUUUUUUAAAUCCUGGAAUCCAACAUAAAAAUCCCAGUGCUAAUGAUAAAGGAGGCUGUACUGACCAGAAGAUAUUUCUAUAGCAGUGGGUUAUGCCUCAUUUCUAUCCCCUCAUCCCACUGGGUAUUAAUAAGGACUAUUCUCAAACACAAUCUGUCUUAUGGAAGUGUGUGAAAAGUGGAUUUUUUCCCAGAUGUAUUCAUCUGAAAACAGCUGGGAAAAAAAAGAAUCAAGCAAACAGUAUAAAUGACUUUAAAAUGAUGAAUGAAACCUUGCCCCUUCUCUCUUUUAAAGAAACACUGUCAUGUUUCACUUCUAUCUAAUAUCACCUGUUCAUGCCAAGAUCAGAAUAGCAGGCUCUGAUCUUUAGACUUUGGCUACUUGAUGGAUGUUGAACUUUUAAGUGUUCCAAAUGUAACAGCCUAUGCCUUUCAAAACUUCCAGGUGUUCUGUGUUGUGUUUAAACUUUGUAUACUAGUUGUGUAUGCAUUAUCCUUCUUAGAGAAGAUUCACAGUAAAGGGACUAUAAGCAUUACUUUUUGAAUUCCACAGAUUUACAAAUCUCUUGGCUAUGCACAGUUAUAUUACUCAGCAUUUAAACUAAGUUUUACUGAUGUUGGGUAAUGCUGAUUAUUGGGCUUCUUUGCUCUGAAUCUAUGAUCAAUCUAAUGGCUAUUUCAUGGAGGGCAUUUCCCUGAGGUUUAAGAUGAUAGGCAGUGAUAGCUAUUUAAAAAUUGGGAUAGGAUUGGGAAGAUAAUAGAAUCAGGAGCCACGCACAAUGGUUUUUGUGUCCAUAGGUGUGAAGUGGUAAAUGAAGGAAAUUAUCUAAGCAAUUUCAGUCCCCUAAUCUGUUUUUAAGGACACACAAGGUUUAGGAACAUAAUUGCCCAUAUUAAUUGUAACUGGUUAAAUGAAUCAUGAAAUAACUCCCCUCAUUUUGAUUUACUGCUAUAGACAUAGCUGGCAAGUUUAUAGGAAAAAAGGAUAAUGGUCAUAUCUACACCUGGCUCCCAAACUGGACUAUGGCAGAGCAACCAAUCUUAACCUUUUGGCUGCCUUCACCCGGAUAGACAGAAUCAUGCAACAACUUGUACUGAUUGUUAGGAUGGAGGAAAAUAAAUAGGUUAUCUGUGGUUCAUUAAUUUAAUACCUCCCAAUCUCUAACUCAUAGCUAAAUUGGACCUGAGCCAUUAGUAUAGACCCAACAGUGAUAAGGUUAUUGACAAACACUGUUGCUGAGAGAAGAGACUAUGAACCUUAGAGAAUGUAAAGAUUUGCAAAGGUACGCUAGUAGAUUCCUCAUUAAAGAGACAAUGCUAGACAACAGAAGGCAGGGAAUUCAAAUGAAACUAAGAACAUUUUGUAACAAAACCAGGUGACAUCAUUGAUGCUUUAAAAAGCACACAAUCCAAUGCAAACCAUGUGUUCAGUAUAACUAGUUUUCAGUUGUGAGUUCCACAAAUACUAAAAGUAUUCCAUUUAAGUGCUUUCUCUUGUAAGUGAUUUUUAAAGUACACCUAGCCAAUGUAGAAGUAGUCAUACAGACUGUGAGCAGAAUGCCAAAUCAAAGGAAAGUUUAAAAAUAUCUAUUCAUUCUUAGCAUAUUUUAUCUAUCUAUGCAACACCACUAUUUGCAUAUUUGAAGAUGUAUACAAAUUACUUUUCACUUUUUCAUUUCAUAGACAUAGCAAGAAUCUUGUCUUUAACAAACUGACUUCCAACAUGAAAUCUUUCAUAUAUUAAAGAGUAUUUUUGCAUCAUAGUUUCAAUUAAGCAAGUAUGUACCUUCUAUAUACCAGUCACUGUGCUAUCUGCUGGGGUAUAUAAUGACAUAACAAAACAAAAACUCCUGCCUUCAAGGAGCUUAUAUUCUCCUACUCAAAAAUCUCUCCUCAUUUAAGGAGCUAUAUAUACUAUGAGACCAAAGUGAUAAACCAUUUCUCUCAGACUCUGUUGCUUUUUUUUUUUAGGAUGAAUCUAAUUUAUAUUUUAACACAUGCACAAUGAUCACCUUCAUUUGUAUGAUUUGUAUCAAGCUAAUUUUCCCACUUAGUGCCUUUUAACUGGUUAAUAUGCUGGAGACAUUCUUCCAAACGAAAUGCUCCUCAUGGGUGCUUCAUGAGGUCAGCAAAAUAAGAGAAAUUAUUUUUUUACUAUGAUUAAAAGUGAUUUGAGAGGAGGAAAAUCAUUUUUUAAUAAGGUUAUGACCAUAAACUAGUCAACUUCCUGAAGUGAUCAUUAAAUUGUCUUGAUUUGUUUCUAUUUCCAUUUGGUUGAGUAGGAUGUAAGCAAAGCAGUUGCUCAACUAUUGUUUCUACUUUUUGAUUUGGCCUCCUCCUCAGGUUCUUAACCUAAGCAAUUAAAAAAAAAUGUUCUAAAGGAUAGAAGUAAAAAAAAAAACCACUAUGUAUUUCUUGUUUUAUUGCUAAUUGGCAUUGAUUUCCCUCAUCCUACUUUCUUUUUCCCCCUUUGUUAAUUAGAGAAAACUUGACUUUGUUCUAUAUGUAUUUAUAGCAUUAAAACAAUUUCCAACAUUGCUUGAGCCACCAUAGUGGAGUGGACAAAGGGCCUGCCUUAGAUUCAGUAGGAAAUGAGUUCAAACAAUGGCUCUGAAAACUAUUAGGUAUGUGGCUCUGGGCAAGUCACUUAACCUCCUAAUACCCUUGGACAAUUCUCUAAGAAUGUAACCUAUUAUAGAAUAGCUAAUAAAAAAUGAGCACAGGAAGUUUACAGACUAUGUGUUAUUUCCACUGAGAUAAUCACAAGUCAAAUCAUAAGCUCCCUUUCCCCCACAAAAAAUCCAAAUACUUGUUAUGUAUGCCAGAGAACAGAAUGAAUACACACAUAUAUGUAUAAACAUGUAUGUAUAUGUACACAGUUUGGAUACAUAGAUAGCCCAAUGUCCUAUGGAAAAUGAAACAACCUCCACCUCCAUUUCAUUACCCUAACUGCCUAAAUUAUAAAUCAUAGAUAUAGAUUUGGAAGGGACCUUAGAGGUCAUUUAGCUCACAUACCCACUCCCCCCUCCACAUUUUAUAAAAGAAGAAACAAUACCAGAGAGUGACUUGCCUGUGGUCACCCAAGAUGCAAGCAUCAGUGACAGCAUUUGAACCCAAGUCUUCUGAGUUCAGAGCCAGUGAGGACUCUUUCUAUUAUAUACAUUACUGUCUUCUAUUUGUCUCUAUUAUAUAUAUAUAUGUAUAUAUGUAUGUAUGUAUAUAUGUAUGUAUGUAUGUAUAUAUGUAUGUAUGUAUGUAUAUAUAUAUAUAUUAGAUAGUCUGGAAGAAGGCAGAUAAAUAAUAUUUUAUUUUAUUGGUCUCACAAAAAAAAUGUUCACUUAGAAAGAAAUCGUAAUAUCUACCCAAUAGCAAAUGUUGUUUGCUAAAUUACCUAAAUUGCUCAAUAACUGCUAAGUCACUUAAAAUGUUUGUUUGGAUGGACUCUCUACUUAUCUUUGCAUGGCAAAACUGAAAUAGAACUUGUCUAUCCACUUGGAAUUCGCAACUUUCAGAAGCAUUCUCCUACAUCAAAGAAUCUCUUUUGGUAAAUGAGUAGCUAAUGGAAGCAAUACAAAUUGACCCUCCAGAAAAUUGUUGCUCCUUUGGAAGAGCACUAAGCACAAAUUUGACAGUUAUUAUGAACCUACACGCAAAUGUCCACAGAAAAUACAUCACACAUUUAAAGAUUCACCUUAGCAUAUUUCGGUUUUCCAGAGGCUACUCUGUUGACACCCUUGGACCUUGGCUGUGUUAUGGACCAAAAAUUAUCCCCCUUGAUUAUCUCUGUUUUGACAGACAUAUUAUUCAUGUUUUGGUAGGAAAGACCAGAGAGCAUCAAUGUUAACAUUGAUUUCAAACCACAAUGUAGCAUUUCCUCUACCUCUUGUUACAUAUAGAAAAUUUCCCCUUCUAAAAUAAGAAUGUUUCACAGGAGGAUGACCAAUCCUCUGAAUAUAAUGUGUGUGUAUAUAUACACUAACAUAUAUACUUACCUAUAUAUGUAGGGUAUACAUAUAUAUGCACACAUAUAUAAUACUCUUUGAACUCUCAUCAUAUGUGACAUCUAAUCAGAUGCUAUCACAGCAGGGAUUUUCAUUUGUAAAACUUCUAAGAAACAAUAGAAUGAAAUAAUGUUUCCUAUAGAAAUGACACUUUCUUUCCCUCCUAAGCAUACAAUAUUCUAAAAUGAAUUAUUGGCUCACCCUGUUCAAAUUCAGUAUGUGGCACAGCUAUCCAUUUUUCCAGCGACAUGGGGGAUGAAAACUGUCCAGUGGGUAUUCCUAUCUGCGCCAGGACUGAAAAGGAAAUUCUACACUCAUUUCCAUUUACAGAGGCACUUCAAGUAUAGAUUUAUUGUGCCUUAGCAUCAAAUCCAUUAAUUAAAACAACAAGGCUUGAUUUUAAAAUAUUU
Dromiciops gliroides (monito del monte) is the source of this 19356-nucleotide messenger RNA. RefSeq names its product adenylate cyclase 1 (gene ADCY1). Gene Ontology annotation, biological process: adenylate cyclase-activating G protein-coupled receptor signaling pathway; intracellular signal transduction; cAMP biosynthetic process. Gene Ontology annotation, cellular component: plasma membrane. NCBI's taxonomy places the organism in Eukaryota, Metazoa, Chordata, Mammalia, Microbiotheria, Microbiotheriidae. The record is from RefSeq and is a predicted model, not a curated record. The transcript is spliced from 20 exons. Gene Ontology annotation, molecular function: adenylate cyclase activity. Bases 785 to 4174 code for a protein of 1129 amino acids.